Molecule: messenger RNA, 300 nt
Organism: Ostertagia ostertagi
Lineage: Eukaryota; Metazoa; Nematoda; Chromadorea; Rhabditida; Trichostrongylidae
Source: the annotation of a GenBank genome assembly
AUGCAACAGCCUUAUCCGACAUCCUUUCACUAUUCGUAUGCGGAUUCUGAUGGACAGGUGAGGCGUGAAAAACGGAAGUACCGUUGUCGUAAGCGUAGUCCUGCCACUAUCGAGAGAGCACGUAUGGUCCGAAGGGAUAAGGCGAAUGCUCGCGAACGCCGUCGAAUGAACAGCCUCAAUGACGCGCUCGAGCAUCUGCGAACACUUCUGCCUGCAGAACCGGAAGAACCAAAGAUGACGAAAGAUAGAAACGCUUCGAGUCGCCUCAAGGGUGCGCUGCCUUCCUCUCCAUUACCGUAA